Messenger RNA from Fusarium verticillioides 7600, 5442 nucleotides. Its product is annotated as kinetochore protein NUF2. Gene Ontology annotation, cellular component: Ndc80 complex; kinetochore. The transcript has 2 exons. The record is from RefSeq and is a predicted model, not a curated record. Bases 3806 to 5194 code for a protein of 462 amino acids. Gene Ontology annotation, molecular function: protein-containing complex binding. Lineage: Eukaryota; Fungi; Ascomycota; Sordariomycetes; Hypocreales; Nectriaceae. Gene Ontology annotation, biological process: kinetochore organization; meiotic chromosome segregation; mitotic spindle organization.
GUGUCUACGUCAAGGAUUACAAGAUACUGACAAAAGAACACAACUCCAUUUGAGCUUUGAUACUUGGCAAUCAUCACAGCUGAAGAUGGAACAAAGAUGGGACCUCCGGAUCUUCACCCCGCUACGAGCCGUCGAUGAUCGUCGGUAUAGCUCCGUGUAUGUCCUCUCCUCGCAUUGGCUUGGACAUUAGAUGUCGAAUCUCAUCUUACCUCAGGGCACCUCAACCAAUGCAUGAGGUCAAGUUCGUGCCCUUCUGCAAUGGCCACUUCCUUAGAUUGGCUAAUCUCAUUAACAAGAGGGUGUGUAUAACCACGAGUUGAUGGCUUUGCCGUCACUCCUACUCUAUAAUUCAGUAUGCCACGGGGACACUUUCUCGGUGCUCGGCUCCCCUUUCGUCUGUGAUCUUCUACAACGCAACUGUUCGCCACACUUGUCGUCGCCGUUGCAGCCACAAAUUAACCUGGCUCAACUUUGGAAAGUUCCCUGCCGUUGACAAGAUCGAGUCAAACGCCUUUUCCGUCUCCUCGCGGGACGUCAUUGAAUAGUGGCCAUGGAUCAAGCAGCCAUCGGCACAUGCCAGAAACUCUUGUUCUCGUCGCUUAUUCUCGUCGGCUUCUCUCUCCUCCCGUGGCCGUGAAUCACGAUAGCUGGUCUCGUGGUUCACGACACCCGCCACACGAUUGAGUGCAGCAUGUACUAUCAACAGACAUUGGGUUGGACGCUAGUUCGACACAGGCCACAGGGGACAUCGUUUCGCCCUGUCCGAAGAUCUUGUUCGCCGCCAUGCGAUCGAGGCUGUCACGCCAAAAUCCUCCGCCCCUUGCUAUUAGGUGACUACUGCAGCUGUUCAGUCAUGUCUCACAACCGUCCGGCGCAUGCAGAGACUACAGAGAGUGUGUCGAGAGACCACAGUGCUUGCUCCCUCCCUCUUCCGCCUCCUUUAGCUUGAGCUCUUGGCUUGAACAAAGCAAUGUUUCGAAACUACCUCAUACAGCCCAGUGCUGUAGCUGCGAAUCGAUUUGCUGUGCGUAGCACGUUGCAGAGGUUAGGUUGGGUUGGCAGACGACAUCAGGUAACUUGUACCUGAGCCUUUUUGCCAAGCCUCUCUCGUCUGUUUUCCAGGUACCGAUACCUAUGUACCUCGCAUCAGGACCCAUGCGACUUGCGCCUGUCUACGCCGCCCCUGCGUGUUUCUUCGUAUUUACUUUGAAGAGUACGAAGUCACUUCUUUUGAACCCCGACGCUUGAUUUCUCGUUGCCUUCGGGACCUUCGUAUCCGCCAGCCGAUGCUUAGAAAGUGCUGACUGAAUCUUAGCAUCUUGUUUGUUGUUAGCCGUUGGAUCUUGUAUGGGCUUUUGGAAUGUGAUGAUCGAUACAUCCCCUGUCUAUCACCAGAAGCUUAACGAAGCCACAAUGCUAUCAAGUACUGUAGUUAGGAUAGCCGCAAAGGCUGGCUUUUUUAGAUAUGACAAGGUAACAAAUACGGCCAAUUACCGUAUUCUGAUCCCUGGGAUCUUUCUGUUUCUUUCUUUCAAUCUUGAAGUCCCCAGAAGCACUGUUUACAUACAACAGUCCUUGACUUCCAUCAAGAACAUGGCAUGCAUGGGUAGGGUUAUUUCCGAACCAAGUUUUCGUCUCCUCCUACCGUUGAUCCAAAUGAGCGUCAUGAUUACACGAGCAGUUCAGGUCAACAAUUACCAAAUUGAAGCUCUAUGUCGAUCAAUUGCAUUUCAGGAUUUCUUUCCAUCACACAAGCAGAUUGUAGACAGGUCAGGCCGGCUCAGCUUAGCCUUCAUGAGAGUUGAAGUUACAUAUUCGACGUCACACAAUGAACUUGUCAUACAUCCCCGUGGCAUGGUCGACAAGUUUGCCCAGUCCAUCGCGGAACAUGCCUUGGUACGUACACUGUACUAUAGCACUCCCGCAGCACGACCGUUGCAACGUGGAGCUUGGGCCUGAUGAACGUUGCGAAUCAGGGACCAGAGGGCUUUUUUUGACUUCGCCCGAACUUCAGAUUGGCCAAUGAGUCUACAGUAGGGUCAGUGAUCCUGAAUCGUGUGGCAUCUCUGCAUCCUAACGGCUGAGAAAUCACACGAUGAUCAUCGAGAGAUCGUCUUUCGAGCUUGCGACACCCCAAUAGUCCCAUCUUGCAAUGUCAACGACACUCUCACUCAUGCAGCAGAGGAUGAGAUCCUUGUCUAACAGUGGUGAUUCUUAGCGCUCCCGGCGCCCGCCACGGAAACAAAGGGCGGCCCAUCCCUCCGUAACCUUAGCAAGUUACUCGGGGUUUCCUUGCCCAAGAGAGGUUUCCGCGAGGCACCAUGCAUGUCAAAUCAUGCAUGAAGAGGAUUUCUGAAGGCUUCUUUCUAGUCGUCGCCAAUAGCCGGGGGAUGAUUGUGUCGCACAACAAGAUAUAUGUCGCUUCCCGUUGUCUAUUCCAAUCGGUUCCUGGCCAAUUUCCGAGCCAAGGACUAUUUGCGGUCAAUACCAGCGAGUCACUCAGUUCCUGAAUCAGUACGCAGUAAAUGGGCUUGAUCUCUUCGGCAAAAGCGAAGAUUAGGUUUGCUUCUUUGUCAGAGUCGAUCGGGGCAGAUUUGUCCCAGCGUUUCGAUGCCCCUGAGCCCUUGUUUCAUUGGGGAGCAUUGGUUCUGGGGACUAGGCUUUGAGCCAACCGAUCUCAUGUUUCAAUGUCGUAGAGCUUUUGCUUUUCUACUCAGACUUCGGGCUUUCCUACCCCCUUUGCCCCUGGACAAGCAGACAGGCUAGAGUAAGAGGGAUGGUGGUUUCGUUUCAGGGGCGUCACUUUGAUUGAUCAAAAAGCAAUAAAACGUCCUGGGGCUGGCUCGGGCGUGCUAGCGUACCGCCACGUGGAUGAGAUACCGUACGCAGAAGCUGUGGUUGGAGCUGGCAACGUGGGACGAAGACUUUUGAGGAACUGGCUUACAAACACAUUCCCUUAGAAGAGUUUUGACCAACGGCCAACAGCCCAAGUUGAGUUUCUUUCACUGAGUUGCUGUAUGUAUAAGGUAGUAUUAGCCAUGCUUAGCGACUGUUCACCGCGUGCCGCAGAGACAAGAUGUCACGGCAAUUUGCUUCACUGUGCUUGCAUCUGCUGCAUUACCAAGCCACGCGAAUUUAGUGAUUAAUUCACAGGUUGCAAAUGCACAGAGACGAUUUGACGGCUGCAAGUGAGACGAACAAGUGCAGAAUAGUCAAGGAUCACCAGUCGAUCAUCGCCAAUGAUAUGCUGGUGACCAUCUGGACUAUAUUUAGUGAUACGAGCGAACGUCACUGAUAGCAGAUGUGGGACAUGUCAGUGCUUCUUCCUGCAGCAUUCUUUGGGUUUCGAAAGUGUUAUUUCGAGAUCAGAUGAUGGUUCGAAGUUUAGAGUCAUCAUUCAUAGUAUCAGAAACUCGACAUGGCAUCCCUUGAGCACCUCUUGAGUUUGUCAGGGUUGUCAUAUAUCGAUCGAGAUCAGUCGCAGGAUUUAGAGAUGAAGAUACUCUCUUAUAACUAGGGACUAAAUUAAACAUGACCAAUAGUAAAGUCAUCGUUUAUCAAAGACAUCUGUCGUAUUUGUCUGAAGCCACUGUUUAAGAUCUGCACAAAUCUCCAUUUGCUGAAACAAUACUGACACAAUGGAGUUGGGCUGCGAUAUCCCGUCACGUGAUGCCGCAUCUCCAUGUUUCCACGGCAACACGUAUAUGGUGUUUAUGAUUUUCAGUAAUCGCGACAAACUAAUUAAGCCAAAAGCGCAACCAAAGGAGAGGAUACGAUUUUGACAAGAUAAAACACAACCGCAACCAUGGCGUACAAUCCGCGAAUGAGUAUUAUUCCAACCUCGCAGCAGCAAUCGCGGACACGAAAAAAGGAGGAAGAGGCAGAUGCUUUUAUGCGUCUCCCUGACCGCGAAAUCGUUGGCUGCAUCACCGACAUCGGCAUCAACUUCACCGUCGCAGAUCUUCAAAAGCCAAAUGCAGCACAUGUUCAGCAAAUCUUUGAGUGGUUCGCCGAACUCCUCCUCAAUGCGACACGUGAGACUGUUGAGCCGGCCAUGCGAGCUGCCGCCGAGGAUAUUGUUGGAGAAUACUCGGAUGUCAUCCCUCCGGAUACUCGCAACCUGAUGGGCUUUUAUGUGUCGCUGCGCAGGCUGUUGUUUGAGUGCGGCAUCACCGACUUCAGCUUCAACGACCUGUAUAAGCCGACAUAUGAUCGCCUCGUCAAGAUCUUCAGUUACCUAAUCAAUUUUGUUCGAUUCCGCGAGUCACAAACGGCUGUUAUCGACCAGUACUACAACAAGGCAGAGUCGACAAAGACACGCAUUGAGACGCUCUAUGCCGAGAACCAGGAGAACGAGGGUCGUCUGGAAGAUAUGAAACACAACCGCAAGGCCAUGGAGGCGCAAGUCCGAGAAAAGACGAUGAGGAACGAGGAGCUCAAGAAGAGACUGCUAGAGCUUCGACGGAACCAGGAAAGGGUGGCUGCACGUCUAGAAGAGGCCAAACAAAAGAAGGGCGAGCUCACUGCAGUGUUGGAACAAAAGACCCACGAAAAGGUUACCUUGAAACAGGAAAGCACAAAGCUGCGACCUUAUGUGCUCCAGAGCGCCUCAGAUCUUCAGGAGAACUUGGCCGAGCUGCGUGAAAUUCUGAACAACGAUAAAUCACACAUCGACGCAUUGGACCGGAGAGCACGAGCCCUGCAGACCUCGACAGAUUCAUUCUCAGUCGUCUCAACAGAUGUUGCAUCAUGCAUCAAGAUCCUCGAUGAGAUCGCUGCAGAGCUGGCCAAGGAAGAGGAAGAACUAGCACGUAAUGCAAAGCAGCGUGAUGCCCUCUCAGAGCGCGGUAACAACGCGCGUGAAGUCGAGCGCACCGAGACUAUGCUGAAACGUCAGUUGAGCAAGUGGACAGAGAGGACAGAGAAACUCCGCGAGCAGAGCAACCAGAAGGCGAGGGAGGCGAAGGAGAAGAUGCACGAGCUGCGGGCAGUGCACAAGCAGCUCACUGAGGAGCAGACUGAGAAGGGCAAGGAGAUGGAGGUUCGACGUGUUAGAAUCGAGCAGACUGAGAAAAAGAUGCUUGACUUGAAGGAGAACAUUGAGAAUGAGGUUCAUAGUGCGCAUGAAGAGUACCGCAAGAUGGAGGCACAUAUCAAGUUGUACAUUGCUGAGAUGGAGCAGGCCAUUGCUUAGGUCUGUCCAACGGUAGUUUUUGUGUUUGUCAUGCUUUAUGUUAUGGUUGGCGGCAAUAUUUGGGAUAGAUACCAUGGGUUGGCGUUGAAGGCUGUAAUGAUGAUAUGUUAAUGUUGACGCCUAGUAUGACUAUUUUCAUCGUGGAAACGACGAUAUGAUGUUCAUUGAGUACUGGAUACAUGGUCGAGUAUAUCGUGCACUUGAUAAAAUAUAAACAUCCCAACCAAUUCAACAUUCUUGUUCACGAG